CUUAUCAUCGCAUUCUCUUCACUGAGAAAGAGAUGAAUCUGAGGAUCCUUUGUGUUACCCUCAUCUCUGAAGCACGUGCUUUGGGGUUGUACAUGGAACGACCCGCUCUGUAUAGCUGACUGUAAUAUGCUAGGACCCGCCUGUCCCAUUUUCGACGCCAUCAUCUUCUUCUGCUAGAAGAACGCCUUUUCCUGCCUCGACAAGAAGAUGGAGACUUACGUUGUUGGUUUCACGAUCUUUGAUGCUCGCGGGCUCGUGACUCCCGAUGGGCAACCUUGUGAUCCUUUUAUUCUGGUCGAAUGUUGUGGGGAAGAGUACCAAACGGAAACGAAAAUCGGCAAGCAAUCUAUCGUAACGUUAAGGGUCGUAGCUUAAAGGUGCUUUUGUUACCUCCGUUUGUUAUGGCUCUCCAUCUCCUAAGGGGGACAACAGCCAUAACAAGCGCGAGAACCCACGAACACCAAAAAGCUACCUCUAAUAACGUACAAUGACAACUUCAUCUGGACCAAGAUUCAGCUUUAUCCUCAGCAAUUUCGUGCUGCGUCCAUCACCUUUUCCCUCUACGCGCGAAACUGGUUUACGCGGAACGACCUGAUUGGGCGCGCGAGCUUGCAGUUGGACAACGUACGGAAUCGGCGAUUCCACUUGUACGCAAAAAAAUGGCUCACGAUAACGAGGGACAACGAACCGGCGGCGACGGGAGCUAUUUUUAUGUUGAGGGCUUGUCAGUCGUUCUCCUUCUCGUUGUAAAAAGCAAAAGGAAAAGAGAUGAAUUUUUAUAGCACCAACAUAGCCGGCGCACCUGUGCUGGUAGCAGUAGCAGUUCAGAAGCAGAACAACAAGUUGUUAGCGUCUCCUUUUUAACAAAGUCUUUCCCAAAAAUUUUCAAAAAAAAGCUCCUUGUCUAAUUCCUCCGCCACUGUUUUCUGUCUCGCUCCUGGUGACAUCGCGCCCAGUGUGGACCAACAAGAGGGCAUUGAGGAUGCCGGCGAUGAGAACAAUGCUGGCGGUGAUGACUAUGAGGACUUAUCCAAAGCCGUUCUUGGUGGUAGCAUCGAUCAGAGUGGAGGCAAGCCACACCAUGUCUUCGUCACCAUUCACCGCGUCGAAGACUUAGCGCCAGGAAGCUGUCCCUUCGUGACCGCUGAAUUCGCAGGUAGUCUGGUAGAAACUACGGUUGCGAAGAAUGUCACCCAGCAUACGUACAACGAAAGACUGCUGUUGCCUGCGGUGA
Molecule: messenger RNA, 1234 nt
Organism: Amoebophrya sp. A25
Lineage: Eukaryota; Dinophyceae; Syndiniales; Amoebophryaceae
Source: the annotation of a GenBank genome assembly